Molecule: messenger RNA, 4288 nt
Organism: Pocillopora verrucosa
Lineage: Eukaryota; Metazoa; Cnidaria; Anthozoa; Scleractinia; Pocilloporidae
Product: PE-PGRS family protein PE_PGRS3-like
Source: RefSeq, a predicted model, not a curated record
UCAAGGGUUUAGUUUGGUCUUUCGUGUCUCGCGGAAGACUAUGAUCAACAUGAGACUAAAUCGCUUUCUCUUUUUAGCAUUUCUGGUCAUAACAAGUCUUCUCGUGGUGCACAGUAAACCGCUUGCCCAAGAUAAUGAAGAGAAAGAGCGUUUGAAAAGAAAUGAGCACGAAGAAGACGCACCUGACUCUUCAGGCGAAGAACAAACGAGUAAGGAAGUUGAAAACCCAGCGGGGGAUGAACAAAACGAGCCUACAGAAAAAGGGGAUGAAAAACAAAAUCAACAGAAUGAGCAAAAAAUAGAUCAUGAAAAUUCUGUUGAGCAAAACGGUGAAGAUGCUUCUACAAACGAAGCGGCUGAUGAAGCGGAAGAAAACAGCAAAGAUGAAAAGAGGAAAGGUUCCAAGAGAUGGCUCCACCAUGGGUAUGCUGGUUAUGGAGGGUGGGGUUAUCCUGGCUGGGGUGGAAUUCAUGGAUAUGGAAUUUAUCCUGGUGCAUUUGGGCCUGGGUAUGGUCUGGGCGCUGGAUAUGGUCUCGGAGCUGGUCUCGGAGCUGGUCUCGGAGCUGGUCUCGGAGCUGGUCUUAGCUGGCCUGGCUACUGGUAUAGGUCUAGCGUACCAAAAUACGCGAAAACUCAAGGUUCAUCCAAAAAGUUUGGUGUCGAGCAUCCUUUGGGCUAUGGUCUCGGAUAUUUUGGUGGUUAUGGUGGUUAUGGCGGUUAUGGUAUUUAUGGCGGUCUUGCCGGCCCGUGGAGUGGAUACUAUGGUGGGCCUUACGGGUAUGGAUUUGGUUUUCCAGGAUAUGGCUUUAUGCCAAACCCAGCUUUGUUUCCCACGUCCUUUUUCAGGUCUGGUGUUCCAACAAAAUCAGAUAAGAAAGGCGCAAACAGAAGAGAAAAUGUAGCUAAGAGAUUUUAUGGUUACGGCCAUUUUGGUGUUCCCGCUGGGUUUGGAUAUCCUGGCUGGGCUAAUUACGGACAUCCUGGAUUCGGUUUUGGAGUUCCUGCCUUCGGUAGCUAUAGCCCUUUCCUUGGGUAUGGACCUUUCGGUACUUGCUUCUAUAAAUCAAAAAUACCCAAAGACAAAAAGGACAGUAGUAAGGCGAAGCGAGACACAACUGGGAAAGUCCAUAAGAAAUGCUGUGGAGGAUGCGGAGGAUGCGGUGGAUGUGGAGGAUUCCUGGGCUGCGGAGGCAGCUAUGGAGGACUUGGAGGAUGUGGUGGAUUUGGCCUAGGAGGAUGGGGUGGAUUAGGCUUAGGAGGAUGGGGUGGAUUUGGGCAUGGCUUAGGAUAUGGAGGAUUUGGCCACGGUGGAUGGGGAUGGGGCGGUUAUGGCUAUCCUCUAUCUGGUGGGUGGGGCUUAGGAGGCUAUGGCGCCUGGGGCCCAGGCUGUGGAUUCUACAGAUCAAAGGUUUCAGGACAUGAUAAACCGGAGAAACCUGAGAAUAAAUCGAAACGGGAGGCUGAUGACAAUGAACAAACAGAAGACAAAGCUGAGGAAGAGCAAGCACCAGAAAGCUCAGAAACAAAAGAUGACAAGAAAGACAAGAGUAACUGCGGCUGCGCACCACCAUCAUCGGACAACUCCGGAAACAACAAAGCUGGAAAAAGAAGUUGUUGCGGUGGUUCAGCAUACUUGGGAUUACCCUUUUAUGGAGGUUAUGGAGGAUACGGGGGAUGGUAUGGCUCGGGAUACGGCUAUGGCUACCCUUUCCUAGGGUAUGGCGGGCUAGGUUUUGGUUUAGGUUACGGUCGUGGUUUAGGUUAUGGAGGAUGCGGUUUCCCCUGUGGAGGUUCUCUUGAGGUUGUUGAUCCAUGUGAUUGUGGAUACACCACUAUGGCUGGUCCUUGCGGUUGUGCUUCUUGCUGUGGAAAGUCAAAGAUUUCAAAAGAGGAAAACGAUUCUCAGAAAGAGAAAAGGAGCGCCGAAGCUGAUAAAAAGAAGCAGUCUAAGCGAUGCGGAUGUGGAGGUUGUGGAGGUUGCGGAGGUUGCGGAGGUUGCGGAGGAGGAUAUGGAAUAGGUUUUGGUGGGUGUGGUGGCUGUGGAGGAUACGGUGGAUGUGGUGGCUGUGGUGGUUGUGGCGGAUGUGGCGGAUGUGGCGGAUGUGGCGGAUGUGGCGGAUGUGGCGGAUGUGGUGGGUGCGGCCACGGCGGCUGGGGCGGUCAUGGAGAUUGGUUUGGUGACGUCGGACACGGGGACUGGUUUGGUGACUUAGGCCAUGGCUGCGGAGGAUGUGGUUGUGGGGGAUGUGGUUGUGGCUGUGGCGGAUAUGGAGGACAUUGUGGAUACGGAGGUCAUGGAUGGUAUGGACAUGGUGGUUGGGGUGGAUGCGGUCAUGGUUGUGGUGGCUGCGGUGGCUGUGGUGGCUGCGGCUGUGGAAUUUUCCGAUCUAAACUUGCCAAGAAUGACAAGAAACAAACAGAAAAGCAAGCGAAAGAUAGCUCGCAGCCCGCUCAAGAUAAGAAAGCAGCACCAGAUGCGGGAAAAAAGGAGGAAAAGGCAACUAAAAGGUGUGGACUUUGGGGUGGUUUUGGAGGAUGUGGAGGAUUCGGUGAUCUUGGUGGAUUUGGAGGUUGGGGAGUUGGCGAUUGGAACUUCGGUGGUUGUGGAGGUCCCUUCGGAGGCUGGGGUGGAUAUCCAGGUUACGGCUAUGGCUAUGGAGGCUGUGGUAGCUGUGGAAGCUGUGGAGGUUGUGGAGGCUUUGGGGGAUGUGGCUAUGGGGGUUAUGGUGGCUGUGGAGCCUCUUGUGCUGAUGCUGGACCGUGGACAUUUUUUAAUGGCGGCUGCUGUAAAUCUAACGUGGGUGAAAAGGGUUCUUCUGAUAGUGCUCAUGAUGAGAAGUCUCCAGGCAAAGAAGCUGCGCCAUUGUCUGUUCAACCAGCUGGGGGACCUACACCUAUAGCCAAAACCGCCGCUGCUGGUGCUGUGAAACCCGGUCAACUAGAACCAGCACCAGCACCAGCACCUGCUAAAACUCGGGAUCAACCAGCAGCCCGAGAAAAAGCUUCCAAACGCUACGGAAUCCCUGGCUUUGGAGGUUGUGGAUACUGCGGGGGCUGUGGACGUGGUUUCGGAGGCUUUGGAGGAUGCGGAGGGUUAGGAUAUGGAGGAUUAGGAUAUGGAGGGUUAGGCUAUGGAGGGUUUGGAUGUGGGGGAUUUGGUCAUGGGGGCUAUGGACUAUUGGGUCAUGGAUUUGGUUUCCCCGGCGGCUAUGGUGGUUAUGGCUGGGGAUUUCCAGGUUAUGGAUAUGGUUACGGUUUCCCAUUAGGUUUUGCUCGAUCAAAACUUCCUCAGAAGAAUAAAGACGUGAGGCCAAAUACUCGUGGGGAAAUCCCUGUAGCAGACGGUUAUGUACAAAAGAAGAAGCAAACUAUUCAUCUUGGAUAUGGUUAUGCCAGUGGUGACAACUAUCGUCUUGGAUAUGGAUUUGGUGGGAUGGGAGGUUUAGCUGGCUAUCAUGGAGUUGGUGGCGUUACUGGAACAUCCGUCUAUCGCUCUAAGAUUCCAAAAACGAGUGUAAAGGGCUUUAAAAGAUGGGGCUGGGGACAUGGUGGGUAUGGCGGACACGGAUUCGGUCAUGGUCAUGGAGGAUGGGGAUAUGCGGCACCUUAUGGUCAUCCCAUUACCCAUCCGGGAUUCACAAGCAUCGGAUUUCCUGGACAUGCCCUGGCAACAUUUGACGUCAAAAACAGCAUCGCUCAGAAGCGGGGGAAACAAAAGCGACAGAUAGUUCCCUUUGGUGCAGUGAGUCCUGGUCCACUGGCUUUACCUGCCACUCUGCCUGCUCCACUUCCUGCUCUUGCACCUCUGGCUUUGCCUGCUACAUACCAUGCUCCUGUGUAUGCCCCAGUUGCACAUCCUGUUGCCGCUGUCCCUUCCUACGCCGCUGUGCCCGCAGCAGGCGCACUACCAGCGACUGCUUUACCUGUUGGCUUGCACCUUGGUGGACCAGCCGUUGCCGGACUGGCGCUAGGCCGCUCUAAUAUGCCACAAGGUUUUGGACCUUUUGGUAACAUAAAAAGAUCCGAAAUGCCAGAAAAAUGAUUCAACACUUUAUAGGUUGAAACAAAGAACGUAGAAACUUCAUCGUAGAAGAAAUCACAAGAAAGAAAUGAAUUUUUGUUUUGUAUCGUUAAAGGAAAGAGCUUUGUUAAGAAGUGUUAUGGUUCAUUUUUUUAAUUAUCUACACGGUGCAGUCAUGUUCCUGAUCUGCACACAGACAGUAAAUAAUUUACCAGAAACGUUUUUAAUUUCAAGUUGUCAAAAAUAAAGUGACAUCACUGAUUUACA